AUGAUUAAAUCAAUCACAGAAUUCACUGAUAACGAUGAAGCAAUGUCAAGAACAAGAAAAUUAGUUGAUUAUAUUAGAACUACAAAACCAACAGAAAUCCUUGUCAUUCUACAACAACAUGAAAAAAUAGUUAGUAUGGGAGAAACAAUUAGUAAACAACUUGAACUAAUUGAUUUGUAUUUGAAAGGAAUUGGUAAAGAGUCAAGUUAUACUCUCAUGACAUAUCAAGAGAAACAAACAGAAAAAAUAAUUUGUCAAGGAAAGUCAUUUGAUAAUUUUAUUGAAAUAAUAAAACAAAGCAUUCAAGUUUAUCCAGAACAAAGGUUCUUUAGUUACAUUUUUCCAACUAUUCAAUUUACACUAACAAAAAUACCCCCCUAA
This is a messenger RNA of Entamoeba histolytica HM-1:IMSS, 381 nucleotides long. RefSeq lists its product as uncharacterized. The record is from RefSeq and is a predicted model, not a curated record. The transcript has a single exon. NCBI's taxonomy places the organism in Eukaryota, Evosea, Mastigamoebida, Endamoebidae. The coding region runs from base 1 to 381 and encodes 126 amino acids.